Messenger RNA from Dermacentor andersoni, 10231 nucleotides. It is a transcript of the gene Syt14, whose product is annotated as Synaptotagmin 14. The record is from RefSeq and is a predicted model, not a curated record. Gene Ontology annotation, molecular function: phospholipid binding. NCBI's taxonomy places the organism in Eukaryota, Metazoa, Arthropoda, Arachnida, Ixodida, Ixodidae.
GAUUCGAUCCCACGACCUCGUGCUCAGCAGCCUAACACCAUAGCCACUGAGCAAGCACUACUGGUAACAAGUGGCCUCAAGCAGUGGCAUCCAGUGUCUAUAUAUAUAGACCGAUUGCGCUUCAAAAAUAUAUAGCUGUAGUAGAUGAAAAGCAGCCAUCGUAAAAUAAUGGUCCCUCGCGAUUAUCAAGCGUCCUGUUGGCACUUAGUACGCGAGUCACACUAGCCAGUGUAUGCAAUAGAAGACACCGAUAAGAAUUUCAUCUGUUGUUGAAGUGGCCAGUCAACUGGUGUGGUGACAGCAUGUGGUGUGGAGAGCAUGUGUUUCUCCCUUGUUUUGCCACUAGGAAAGUUGGUCACCGCCUCGAGUUUUAAUUGCUGAAUUUCCUCCCUCUCUCUCUCUCUGUAUCUAUAUAUAUCGAUUUCUUUUUUUUUUUGCGUUGGUAGUAUAACUGUUGUUUAUUCAAAGAGAACAUUUUUGUGGUGCUUUGUACCUAAUUGCCUCAGACUGGUUUAUGACGUGCUCUUCUGCCUCGGCAAGGCUGCAGCUACAAUAUUACCAGCCGUAGAUAAGUUCGAAAGGCAAGGAUUGAUGAGCCUGUUUUAUCUUUCUUUUCUUUUUUUUUUGGGGGGGGGGGGGGGACUCUGGGCUUUUUUUCCUUUUUUUUCCCUUCACUCUCUCUCCUGUCUUCAAAUUUACGGUUAGCUUUAUUACCAUUAUGUUCUUUUCCUUGAGAGGGGUGUUGAAUGCCACAAUAUAUAAAAUUGUCACCGAUUGCCUCAUAGCAAUAUUGUAGUGAACACAGAACAUUACAGGUAAAUUGCGAAAAUAAGUGUCUUUUCAUUUAGUGCUUGAUAAAAAAUAAGAAAUAGGCGAAGUUCGGUGGACGCGUUAUAGUUCGGCUUCGCCUCAGCACGAUGCAUAGUGCUGUGAAGCCCACACUCGCAAAGGGGAAAUUAGUUCGAGAUCGAAUGCGAGCGCCUGACGAAAUUUCAAAACAUUUUUCGGCGAAGCUAUCGCGCUUUCUUCGGUUACAGAGGCGAAACGAAAAUUUUGGUGGUUGACGCUGAUUGAUUCACGGCCACCUCAUUCAAGCCACCGCUGUUGACGUUCUUGAGGACAGCAGCCGGGAGUACUCGGGGGAAAAAAAAAAAGAAAACCGGGGCAGCCAAUCGCAUCCUGGCUCGGCAGCCGUCAGCGACACCCCGAUUCGUUCAUGUUUCUUGCGCUUUUUUUUGUGUUGGUUUAGCGCAACUGACAGCGCGCACACGUUCGUCUCUUCCUGCGGCGCUACCACCACACUUCCAAGAUGCAAAUGCUCACAGUGCCCGUUGAGACGACCGUCUACCUCGGUGCUGUGGGUGUGAUUUUGGUGAUGCUCGGAGUGUUCUACCUCUACCUGAGCAAGAAGGUUUGCUUCACAACGGUAGGAGGAUUUCCCUGCUGCGACGGCCCCGUUUCAUCGCGUGAACGGGAGCGACAGGUGAUCGCCAGGAACUUGGGAGCAGCCUAUGCUUAUGAUGACGCCGAGUCAUCAACAGACAGCGACGAAGAAGUGAUACAACAACUCCACCAUUCUGCCAGCCUGCAAGGGGGCUUUCUCAACAGCACAUCAUCUAGGAAGGUGUCAAGCAUGGGCCACUCCACUGAUCAUGCGCAUGGCAAUGGGCAUCUGCCACAACCAGAUUUGGUUUCCCUUGCGGAGAAUGGACGUGCCGUAUCCACAGGGGCAGAGGCAGCGGAAGCAGCAGACACAAGCAGGGCUUCUUCUAAGGCGACGCAGGGAAGUUCAACAGUUCGCACCGCUUUGCAGUAUGAGAAUGGUGCUUUUCUGAAGGCCGAAGACUCUCCACUUUCUCUGGCAGCAUGUGGGGGAACCGAUGAGCCCAUGCUGCUUGACUUGGCCGAAGAGGAAUUGAGGUGCGUGGCCGAAGCUUCUGGUCUGCAUGGCCCUGGUCCUUCAGAGCAAACCACCCGUUGCGGUGCCCUUGAGCUCAUGUUUGAGUACAAUGAGUCAGCUCGCAAGGUCAUGGUCACCGUCUUGAGAGCGCACGAUCUGCCCAGUCGAGACCGUGGAGGAGCUAAUAGCGUGCAAGUACGACUAUUGCUGUUGCCCCAUAAGAGGCAGAAAUUCAGAACAAAAAUUAAACAAGCGGGCGAGGAUAUGACCUUCAAUGAAACCUUUGCCUUCGCACGGAUCAGCCCUGAGGAAGUGAACACUAUGGGGUUGCGUGUACGGUUGUACGGGUGCGAGCGCAUGCGCCGAGAGCAUCUGGUCGGGGAGACUGUGCUGCCUUUCCAGUGCUUGGCUCUCGACCAGCCUUCCACUAUGUGGCUAAUGCUGGAGCCGCGGUCUAACCUGGCUCACUGGGAUUCCAAGUGUGAGAUUUCAAGCUUGGCUCGAUCAGACUCAACGAGCUCGGCGCAGUCGAUGCAGCAUGGGGGUCUGCCAGAACUGCUGCUAGGGCUUGCCUACAAUGGCACGACUGGUCGCCUUGCUGUUGAGGUCAUAAAGGGAAGCCACUUCCGCAACAUCACCAUGAACAGGGCCCCAGACACAUUUGUGAAGCUUACGCUGAUGUCUUCAAGCGGUCAGGAAAUAACCCGAAGCAAGACGUCUGUUCGGCGAGGGCAGCCAAACCCUCUCUUCAAGGAAACAUUUGUGUUCCAGGUUGCUCUCUUUCAGUUGCCAGAUGUGACGCUAAUGGUUUCUGUAUACUACAAGCGAUCCAUGAAGCGCAAAGACAUGAUUGGCUGGUUCUCACUAGGCCUUAACAGUUCUGGCGAAGAGGAACUAUCUCACUGGAAUGACAUGCGUGAGAGCAAAGGAGAACAGAUGUGCAGGUGGCACGUACUCCUCGACAGCUAGCAAGCUGAGCUCGUCCACAGGACGACUUCGCUUCCAUGCCUGAAGAGAAGGACAAGUCUUGCAGAAUCAACUCAGUGAGAACAAGGGAGCUGCUCGUGUGCCUGCCUCUGAGAAAAUUUGAAGUGCAUAAUAUCUUUGCUUGUGUUGAGGACAAUGCUUACUUUUGGCUGUUUCCUUCAGACGAAAAGAAGGCUGUUCCCUUCAGCCUUCAGCGCUCCUCAGCUGAUUUUCUCAGUGCUUGGAUGAUGCAAACAUCACAGAACUGCACUCUAAGUGGGACUUUGUUUUGCUCGUUGACAACUUGACAGAAAUGGGAAAUAUUGCACGAUUACUAUAUAGUUCAAGCAACACCAUUUUGUUGACUUUGCUUAUGAGUGCAAGUUUGGAGCUUUCCCAAAAGGUCUGGAAUGUUGCACAUCUUCGAUACGAGCACUUGACUUGCAUCAGGCUUUGGAAUGCACGCAGAGUGUAUUGUUACCUCUUCUUAUGCACUGAGCCAGGUGAUAUGUAUCAUAUAUACAGUGCUACUGACACUGUUGAUGUUAUCUUCUCAAGUGGCAGCACAUGAGAGUGCCCUGUGCCGUGGCAUUGGCCUACUGAUGCCUUUGCUCUUCAAUCUAAACCGAGGUAUUGACGCUACUCACGGAAUCUGUAAACACAAUGUGUGCUCCCCUCCCAUUUAAUGUCUUUUUGACGUUGGCUGAAGAUUAUCCACAGCCAAGGCGCCCUUUAGCGGACAGACGCAAGAGUUCUGCUGCAAGUACACUCAAACAUAUCUGUGCUCAGAGAAUGUGCAUACCUUUAAGGUGCACACAGUGCACAUUUUUGUAUAUGUGGAUGGAGUGAUAUGCACUUUUUUUGAAGUUUGUAUGCAACAUGACCGGUCGCUGCUUGUGGAUGGUGACUGUAUUCUUUGAGAUAUGUGCGAAGAAUGUACUGACUGAUGGUUCAUAAAAGCGUUUAUUUAUUUGUUUAUUUAACUGUAUAUUUGUUCAUUUAUUUCGUUUUUCUACAUGUGUGCUUUGUUUGGAUGUCGUAAGUUUCUAUGUACCUGGGCAGUGUGCUUUGCAGUCAGAUGGCCAGGAUUCGUUUCUUUGUUUGAACCCAUGUCUGGCCUCAUGCUUUUUCUUCUCAGUGGGUGUUUGUUGUAGCAGAGCUCCAAUUUGUAGAUGUCGUGUUUUGAAAAGCCUUCAAUAUUUGGUAUUGCUGACUUGUAGUUAAGCAGGAGAGUUUCAGUAUGAACUGUGUUAUUAGAACACUAUAAGGAAUGUUCUGCAGGAACCACUAGGUAUAUAAAGACCAGAAGUAGGUGACACAAUUUAUGUAAAAAAAUGUAGCAAACAAACAACAAAAAAAGAAGAAAUAGACUGAAGUCUGUCUUAAGAAUCUUGGUCACAAACUGAAGCUCCUCUUUGAAGAGUGUAAGCUGUGACACGUUAACGGGUUUGAUGUUUGGCUGUUAUGCACUGCUUGCAGGGAAAUCAGUUUUCUAUGUGAUCAGUUUCGAAUAGCACAUCCCGCAUAGUUUUUCUUGUGAUACCUUUAGCUGGCCCCGUAACCUUGCACUUUCUAGGCAUUCAGUGCUCCAGAUACAUGCGUACAUGUGUAUGUGUUUGUAUAAUUGCCAGGGCUGCCAGCCCGAUUGAGGGAAAUCUUUCAUAUUGAGCAAGCUGAUAGGAGUCCAUGUGAAGAAUGUGGACAUUUUUUACUGUGAGGCAAUGUCUAACUUCCUGGUUUUUGCAAGAUUUUAAGUUAUAAAUUUAUCUUUUCUGAGGAAUACUGUUGACAGGUGCCCACAGGUACACACAAUAUUGUCCUCAAGUAAUUUAGUUGUCAAGUUCAGAGAAGUGCAUUGCUGCUUUGCAGCACUUGUCAUUGCAGCAUAUCUGAAAAACUUUGAAUCACUAUUCAACUGCAACUCUGAAACUGCCUCGAAAUUUUGUCCGUGGUAUUCACUUUGCACUAAUAGACAUUUUCCUUGGCUAAUUUGGCCAUGAAGACUGUAAGUUCACUUUAGGAAAAUAAGAAUGUAAAUAUGAACGCUCUUGAUGACACUUUGUUUAGCAAUAACUUAAGAGAUGGAAGGAAAGAAAGGAAAACUCCUGUCACAUUGUUUGUAACCUUUAUUUUGCAGGGCAGGCAGCCCUGGCACGCAUUGUCUCUUGUGUAUAAACAUCUUCGGUCCCCAUGCACAGUUCUCAAAAGUCUGGGAAAUGUGCCGGCCGAGGGCACUGUACCCUUGUCUCGCCUUGGGCCGAGAUGCCCAGUAUUAAUGCUGGUGGUCGUCCCUAUGGGAGUGUGGAAGCCUUUCUUUUUUGCCUGUUGUCCCGCUGUUGGGCCUUGUAUGAGCAGACAUUUCUAUAUUUUGCAAGCAUCUUGGCAGCCAAGUCUGCUUUUAUUCUUUCGAGCUUGAGCACUGCCUUCACAACGCCCCAAGAAGCAAAAUGAGCUUAUUGUUGAAACGGCCCAACAUUCAUUGAUCGGCUGACCAAAAGUGGCCUGCUCCUGCAGCCAUGCCGUAAAUGGUUUGGAUGGACUUAGAAAAUGAGAUGUAACUUAAUGCAGCCCAGUGUUGGGCCCCCGAUGUCCGCUCGGUGAGUGCAGAGGCUGACUUGGCAGAUGUUGGGCCCGUGAUGGCAAGCUUUCUGUAAUGUGAUUGGUACAACACAAAUACAUUGUGUUAGCCUAGGCUUUUUUUUUUUUUUAAUUAAAGCCAACCUCCAACAAAGCUGUGGAAUACUUGACUGGUUGUUGCACAGUGCUUUGACAGUGUUGUGAUGGUCCUGUAAAACAACAAUGAUGCUAUAUUACACGGUCUAUUGUAGCAUUGUUCUGGCUUUGCUAACACAAGGCUUAGCUGCUUCAUGAAAUGACCAUUGAAGCUUUGUAGGAGCGAAUAUAGAAAACAAUUAAUCAAAUAUGUCAUUAGAUGCAGGAGAUUUUGGAUCAAUUUGCAGCUUAACUUGAUUUACAAGCUAUGUUAGCUUGCAGCAGGAAACCAACGAACUUCCAAUGAAUAGUCAGCCAUAUGCUCUUGGGGCACUGCAAGACCCUGAUGCAUGAAGGUAGUUCUCACAUGCAGAAGCACUGAGGUAGAGCUCAAGUUUAAUGUGGUUCAUAUUGAACUAACAAUUAAGUGUGGAACCAUGUUUUGUUGUGCCAUCCUGGCUGAUAUGUUGUGUAGACUUGUCAUGUAUCAGCAGGUAGUUUGGUGCAGCAGAUUCCUUGACAUACGAGAGUCGCAGCACUCCUUAAAAUGCAUGCUGUUGAUGUUGAGAAAUGCAUAAUAAGCACAGUGGCCCUGAGACCUCAAUGUUGUUAACCUUGUAUGUUUGUUUCCGGCGGUCGCAGCAGAGCCUUAAGUUAGCUAAACCUGCUGUCGACUGGGUGUUGACUGUAAGACGUGCAGUAGUUGUAGCAAUUUCGAUGUUUCCACCAACAUCUAAUUUUGUGAAAAGAAUGACUUUGACCCAUUACAAAGUACUCUUCUGGGCAUUGUUAUGCCCUGUCAUUGCACCUUUAUAAGCAUUAAUUACAGUCCUUCAUUAACUAGCAUGUGCAUGUUCUUGCAAACUUGAUGCCAUUUCCUUUUUUAGCCACAUCGAGGCACACCAGUAAGGUGCAAGAUAGAUUCAGAACAAAAUUUUAAGAAGCACCGUAGUGUUUGAUUUAUGCACUUGUCAAAACCAUUAUGCAGUUUUUCACUUGGGCUGCAGAAAACUUGAUGCAUGUUUGAUUUUAUAAUUCUGGCUGUGCCAAGGAAAGUGGCCAGAAAUGUUUAUUGCCGAGGAAUGUUGCAGAAUAUGCAGCAACUGCUCUUCAGGCAUUGUUGAAGUGAAGUGCUACACAGUUUCUUGAACAAUGAACUGUUCACUGUGAACAGCUUGCACAAACUGAAGGUAACAUUGCUUCUGGUACCACAUGUGACAAUCUCUUGUUCCCUGGUUGCACCAUUACUCAGGUUAAGAGUGCCACAUGGCUACGGCUGUUUCAAGUGCUGCUGUCACUGAAGCAGCAGUUUUGUAUGAAUAUCUUAAAAAGUGCCAAGUUAGGUUUGUCUGGGAAGAUACCAUGCACUGAACGAAAAUGAGGAAGAAUGUUUGCAUUACCAGUGCAUAAGUGAACAAUGCAAUAAUAUUGCUGCAAAGCCGAGACGUUUCUAUAUUAAGUGGAUAUCAGUCCAGGUUAAGACUUUGUGAGUGGGUCAAUCUUAAGCUUGCAUCAAGUGAAGAACACAUGGUCUGCCUGGUUAGCAGUUCAUUUAAAAUGAUUCCUGUUUGCCGGAUUACUGCUGAUUUGCAUUUGGUUGCAACUGGCAAACGUUCGCAUUCAAAAUAGUAUGUGGAAGUUAUACUGACAAUUGCUUCUUUAGUAAAUUAUAUUUCAGAAACCAGUGCAAUUCAUUCGGUUCUACUGGUUAUCUUUAGGGUUCAGUAUAGACAACCAGCUCAUUGCAUGAAUGAUUAACUGGCACACAUUACAGCUAGUCCUUGCAUCAAACGAUCACAUCACUCUGGCAUCACUUAGUUGUUCAAGGUCACCACUACCAAUCUUGUACUGACUGGCGCUAGCCAUCACGUUUGAACCAACAUGGUACCAAUUAAUAGUUUUCUUUAAACCACUUCAACUGGAAGCUGUGCAAAUUGACUGGCAAGAUUUUUGCCUGAGGAAAAAAGUAGAUGCAAUUGGUCCUCCUUAAUGUGUUCAUUGCACAGUGGCAGAGCCUAUAACAAGCUGCACGAGAGCUCACAGAUCAUCUGGCGACUUGUGUACUGUGUUAAGACUGUCUUGCAACUUAUGAUUUGUAUGCGCUGACAAACAUAUAAUGCUUGUUAACCAGAUGGAAGUUUGCCGAGCUCAUUGAGUAUAGUUUGCAGUGCAGCUUGCAUGGUAAAUAUGAGAUGCGAUAACUUGUGUGCUUCUUCUGUCCCCGGAAACGUUCACAAGACUUCUUCUUGGGCUCGCAUUAGCAAUGCUCAAAGGAAAUGUAAAAUGGAUACAGGCAGCAAUCAAGGAGCAGUGUAUGUUUUUACGUCUCGUCGUUUUACCAAAUAAGCUCUGCAAAAGUGCAUGGUGUGGAGGAAGAUCAAGUUGCACGUUGAGCUGUCAAAUGAUUCACCCUUGCUCUGUCAUUUACAGUCGAACCUCGUUAUUGUGAAGUCACAUCCUAUACAAAUAUACCUUCAUUAUGUCCAGCAUUUGUUAUAAGCAUUAAUUCAUUACAUGCUGAUGAGGACGAGAAACCUUUUUUAUGUUUACAUCGUUAUACCCUAUAAUUUGUUGUUCCUGUGUUCUUUGUGUCAAGGUUCGGCUGUACUAGCCUCCCAGUUAACUCUGCUGGCAGAGCAACUAUGCCGGGAAUGUGAUGGUGCUGGGUUAAGUCCCCAGAGCAGGGUGACUUAAUCUUCAACUGUGAAGAAGUUUUCUGAGAAACCUGCGCGAGUUUUCUUCAUAGUGUCGUACAACUCGCGGGUGAAUGCCCACUUUCUCAUGUAUGCCCCCUUUGUGAACUGAGCGUACAGGUGCUUCAAGUGUCGUUUCACCUCAGAAGGCAGCAAUGCUGGGUUUCACCCUUCGCGGCGAAGGAGAAGAAACCCACCCGGGUAAAAGUGAGACCACGUUUUAUUCACGUGUAUAUCGCAUCUGCGGCGUGUGAUAUUUUCCUUUGUGAUUCGUAAUUUAUUCGUGGUUGUAACCUCACCGGCACGUAUUUGUGAUCAUCUGCACUGCACGUUCGGUCUUCUUUCUCCCUGCACUGCACUGUCGUGAAAAGUAAUGCCGUGUGAAUCUCGCAAAAUUUAGAACGACGCUCGUGAUACUUUAUUUGGCAGUUUGUUAAAACAGCGCACAAACAAUGUGUGAUGUAGUUAUUGAACUGUAUAAUGUUGUGUGAACUGAAUGGGUUAUAUUUAUUAAAGAGUAUACAAUACUGAUGCAUUUAGUUUGCAAGUAUAUCAACUAAAGUCAAACCUGCUUUGUUCGCUUUUGGUCCUUGCAAUGCUUAUCUUUUGAUUAAAGGGGUCCUGAACAGGCAUCCUGAAUGUCCAGCUUACGUUUUCUCUUCAUGGACAGUACCAAUUCAGCCUGUCAGCCUGUCAAUGUCGCUGCUUUGUUGUGACACAAAAGUCAGAGCAGGUGCCAUUAUAGUUGCACAAACCUCUGCAUUAACUGGAACAUGGGGGCAGCUCAGGUCCGCGCAUUCGCUCGGCACGUAACAAGAAUAAGAAGCAAAAUAGUGUAGCUGGGAUGUGAGACGUCAACAUGCUUCUGCGUCUAAACAUCAGUUAUGCAGGUAUGAGGAUGAGGACAAGUCGUCGGAACGGGGCGAAGAAGAGAAGGGAUUGCAGCAGUACUGAAGAGAAUAUUGUUGGUCUAAAGGGAUGAUAAAGAGUUAAAUAAGUCGCACUGUAAUAGUAACGCAUGCUUCUGCAAUGCCAAAAAGGCCACUCUUACUGUGGGAAAUGGCUUGAUGAGUCAGCAAAGAUGCACAAACGAAACACAUGUGACAGUGCUGCCUUGAGCAUCUCAUUAGCUCACCAUGAUGUCAUUGAUUCUGACACCGUAUACCCUAGCCUACCUAAUUGUUUAAGGUAGCCUACCUUAAGGUAAACUACAUUGUAUUCUAAAUUAUUAAAAAUUUAAAAAUUAUUAAAAUUAUUAAAAAAUACUUUGAAAUCUUUUGAUGUUAACAGACCUUAAGGCGCUAAGAUUUUGGUGCGAACGUUGACAAAAAAUAAUAGUCUGGACUUUACUGGGCUUUCCGAUAAUGAAACCCUUAAUUAGUGCGAAAUGAACUAAAAUAGAGUUUUGAAUAAAUACCUUAUUGGUCUAAACUGAUUCUAAUGUUGCUUUAAAUGUUUGUCACUUGUGUGGACACUCGCACAUUGCGUGCAUGGAACGAAGCCUGCUUAGCACACCUUCAAAGACUUAGCCAUAUGGCUGCAUCGUCCAGGCACAUUAUCGGAUUUAUUAUUUGUGAUUAUUUGAUAAGUGCAGAUUUUAUAACGUGUGAAGUGAGUACUUUUUUUCGUGGUUCAGCACAUUAAUUAUUGAAUAUAUGUUCUGUUGGUAAAAAAAAAAAAAAGAAGAUUUUAUAUCUGCCCAUCCAUAAUAGUGUGAAAAAAACCUUUGCUAAGUUUAUCGAACUUUAACCGAAGGCAAUGGGGCAGAGCCUUGGUUAUGGAUCACUUGUGUAGUAAAUGUGAUCAUUGUUACGAGGCAAUUUUUUUUAAAGAAAUAGGUUGCCUUUGUACAUGUGCAUACAUUACAGUCCGAAAAUUGUUGACUGUUGCUUAUGGACAAAUCACCCUGUAAGAGUCUCCUUUCUUUGUUGCACAUUAAAUAUAAUGUUUGAAAAAAUAC